UUAAGGCGUCUGGAAAGUUGCCUGAGAGACUCUGAAACUCUGAGCGCUCUCGAAAUCGACCGACUUUUUUGAUAGGCUGGUCACUGUCCCUCCCAGUAUGAUUGUGGCUGCCGCUAUUCUUCUGGGUCUUGCGCUCCGUAGUGCUGCUUGCGCGGGCGAUCACUCACAUGCUCGUGAUGCCCAUGCUGAUGAAUAUUUGGACAAGCGUGAAUACCCACAGGUUCCACUCACACCUCCCUACCGUCCUCUCGUCUGGGGAGACUUUAACGUGAUCCACACCACCGACACCCAUGGGUGGUUACUCGGCCACCAGAAGUCGUCGUACCCUGAACCAAACUACAGCGGGGACCUUGGGGACUUUGCUAGUUUCGUGACGCACAUGAAGCAAAUUGCUAUCGAAAAGGACGUCGACCUUCUUUUGGUGGACUCGGGUGAUCUGCAUGAUGGAACUGGCCUUUCUGAUGGUUAUCCCCCUGGUGGUGUCGACGCGCACGAGUCGAACAAGUUCCUUGAGCGCCUUCCCUAUGAUGUCAUGUCCAUUGGAAAUCAUGAAUUGUACAUCUAUGCGAAUACACUGGAUAUGUACACAAACUUUGUCCCUCACCUUCGUGGGCGGUACUUGUCCUCCAAUGUCAACAUCACAGUUUUUAACUCGGAUGGCGAGCCCGAGAGUGUACCAGUCGGCAACCGUUACACCAAGUUCACCACAAGGAAAGGUCGUCGUAUCACUUCUCUUGGAGUCAUAUUCGAUUUCACCGGGAAUGAUGUAAACACGACUGUGCAAACUGUGGCUGAUAUGGUCAAAGAGCAAUGGUUUGCGGAGGCCAUCGCGGAAGAGCCCGACGUGUUCGUACUUGUCGGACACAUGCCAGUUUCAUAUGACAACUGGCCUACCGUCUUCAACGCUGUUCGUGCUGUGCACCCUCGAACGCCCAUCUUAGUCUUUGGAGGACAUAGCCACAUUCGUGACUGUCAACAGUAUGAUGGUCGUUCUAUGGCUCUCGAAAGUGGACGCUAUAUGGAGACAAUAGGCUGGAUGAGUGCGGACCUUGAUGCAGCCAAGGGCAACGCCAACAACAUCUCUUUUACAAGGAGAUAUCUAGACCAGAACCGUGUGACCUACGAGUACCACGCCGAAAUGUCAAACCAAACAUUUGACACCGCCUACGGGCGCUCGAUCACUUAUGGCCUACAGGAACUUGCGGACCGUUUUGAUUUGUCCUACCUGUACGGGACAGCCCCGGAAGAUUAUACUAUCAACCAGAACCCGUAUCCUUCCAAUGGAUCUCUUCUAUCUCUUUUCAUUGCAGAUGCCAUCCCAUACGCGCUCUCUAUUAACAACACCCGCGAUUCUAUCCCCGCCGUAUUUAUCACCAAUUCGGGAUCUCAACGCUUCAACGUCUUCAAGGGACCAUUUAACAAGAAUGAUCAACUCACCGCCUCGCCGUUCACGGAUUCAUUCUUAUAUAUCGCCAACAUCUCAUUUAGCAUCGCAAACCAGGUGCUCCCCGCUUUGAACGGCGCAGGCGCGAAUGAGAGACGGAAGCGAAAUGAGAUCGAAAAGGAACUUUGGAGCCGUGGAGUUGUUGAUAUUCGGUACAGAGCCUGGUUAGAGGAGAUGGACCGCCGUGCUGGAAUGGGUAGACGAGAAACAAUGGCAGGCAAUUUGACACUCGGAUAUGUCACGACUGAUUCAUGCCCUGGCGCUGGUGACGACACAUUGCACAUGGCGUUGCCCUACUACUCGAUUCCAGACUUCAUUGGCUCGAACCCCCCCAAUGUGACGGAUGACAUGUCUGUUGAUCUUGUCUUCGUCGACUUCAUUGAAGCACAACUCCUUGGCAUCCUCAACGGCCUGCAGAAUGGAAAGAACUAUACCACCGCUGAUGUUUCACUGUACAGCCCGACGCUGGCUAACGCGGCACUGGGCCUGUAUGCUCAGGCCGAAUGGAACUGACUGUAGGCCGGUAGUAUGCCUGUGUACUGCUG
Molecule: messenger RNA, 1989 nt
Organism: Suillus paluster
Lineage: Eukaryota; Fungi; Basidiomycota; Agaricomycetes; Boletales; Suillaceae
Product: Metallo-dependent phosphatase-like protein
Exons: 19
Coding region: 98-1957 (619 amino acids)
Biological process (GO): nucleotide catabolic process
Cellular component (GO): cytosol
Molecular function (GO): hydrolase activity
Source: RefSeq, a predicted model, not a curated record